AUGAUUUUCAACGGUUCUAACAGUGAUAACCGAAACGUCCGAACUCAAAUAUCCAACAAUCGGCAGAGUAUCAAGGUUUUUCCCCUGCUCUCUUUGACUAUUCAAUAAGACGUGCAAUUUUCAGUAUUCCAAUCAUGAAACGACAUCAGAAGUUCCCGGAUACCUGCAAUUAUACUUGAAGCCGCCGGGCGACGAGAUCAGCCUGCUGGAGUUCGACGAAAUCGCCAUGGAGCGGCUGCAAUUGCUGAAAACGCUGGAGAUUUGCAAGGAUAGCCAUCCGUUGCACAGCGAGGAGUUCAAGACCAAGUUCAGGAAGAUGUGCAGCGAGUGCAAGCUCAUCAGUCAGUCUUAGAUCACUUUUUAGCCCAAAAAACUGAUUGUGAGCUUUUUUCCAGUUUUCCCCGACCAAAAGUCCCCGGAUCCGGUGGAUGUGGCGGAAAGAUGGCGCCGCGACGAGCAAGGUCACUUCAUUCUGCGUCUCGCCUUCUGCCGAUCGCCCGAAAACCAGAAAUGGCUGACUCAGAUCGAAGGCGACCUGUUCCGGUUUCGUCUGCGCCAGGAGAAGCCCCACGUCGUCGACUCGGCUCUGUACACGUGCAAAAUGAGUAUUGAUCGGCUGUCGACGAAAGAAAAAAAGGAUAUGGAAGAAUUGCUGGCCUACGGAUGCACUCUUCACGUGAACGACGUUCAGAGCAGGACAUUCUACAAGGUGGACUUUGUGGACGCGACCGAUCUGAUGCGAAGGGGCCACGUCUAUCUGAAGAAGGGUCUCGCCUACUUUCCGUUCGACGAUCUCGUCCUCAUCUUGGCUACCAAAAUGAAGAAUAACAUGAUGGCGGCGAUGGCGGUACGGAAAUUGAUCAAAAAUUGAAAGGAAAAGCGGGAAAGAAAACAUUUUUGACCAUUUUAAAAGAUAUUCUGAAAGUUUUCGAUAAUUUAUAAUUUUUUUCAAUUUUUCACAAACGCCAACUUUUGCAGCGCUCAUUCAAGCACCUGGCUUAUCUGGAAGAGGAGGGCCGCCUGCUGCCACGUCUCGCCCUCUUGGCGAACAAUGCGUACAACGGAAAAGAGUACACGGGCCAGCAGACGGACGGCGCGCCCGUAGUCACGCGCCACGUCAUCGACAAGCUCGUGGCGCGCUCGUUUCCGCCGUGCAUGAAGCAGAUGCACAAGCACUUGCGGCUGAACCACCACCUAAAAUACGGGGCACGUCGGCAAUACGGACUUUUCCUCAAGGGCAUCGGACUGUCGCUGGAGGAGGCACUCGCGAUGAUGCGCGAAGAGUUCACGAAGAAGAUGACGGCGGACAAGUUCGAGAAGGAAUACGGGUACAACAUCCGGUACAUGUACGGAAAAGAGGGACGGCGCGUCGCGCAGACGGCGAUGAGCUGCGCGAGCAUCAUCCUCAGGAACCCGCCCUCGGCCGUCGACUGCCAUGGCUGCCCGUUCAGACACUCGGAGCCGCCGGUGCUCAGGCAGAAGCUCGGCAGCGAGAGUGUUCUGCACAAGGAUCACGUUCAGAAGGUGAGGAGGAAAUUUGCAUAGAACGCUUGCGUAUUCUGAAAAACGCCUCUGAUCCACAUUCAGGGGUGUGCGGAAAAUUUUUUUCGGAAAAUUUCGGAAAAUUGGGUUUUCCGAAUUUUUUUUUUCGGAAAAUUUUGGAAAAAUCGGAAAAAUCGGAAAACUCACUUGUUCAUUGGUUCAAUAAAGUGUUUAAACAACGUUCUAAUGCAAAAAAAUGCUUAUUAUGAUUUGAAAUCACUUGAGUGGGCGGAAGCCAAGCAAUGGAAUAUUUUUUUGCAAAAAAAUUAGCCGAGAGAAGCUCUCCGGGUCCAGUGUUUUCCGAUUGUCAGUGAGAAUCAGGGGUGUGCGGAAAAUAUUUCGAUUUUCCGAAAUUUUCCGAUUUUCCGAGAAAUUUUCGGAAAAAAGACGCUCGCUGCUAGACCCUUCCAAAAAUUUUGUGAUGCGCCUUUAAAAAGCAUACGGUGGUUUCGGACAAAUUGACCUUGAAUUCACACUAAUUUUCCGAAAAUUUUCCGAAAAUUUCUCGGAAAAUUUCGGAAAAUCGAAAUAUUUUCCGCGCACCCCUGAUCCACAUCGGACCGGUUUGAAACGUGGACCCAAAUAACAAAAAUCCGUGUCCUGUAAAGUAAGGAUUCGAUAGGAUAAUUGCAUUUUGUCAAAAUUUCAACGCGGAGUUUUGUUCAGAUUCUGGAGCUGUCGGAAGCGAAACAGUACGACAAGGCGUGCACGCGUUACUUUGAAUUCACGCACAAACUGGAAGAAGGCGCCCUCGGCACGCUCAUCACUCACCCGAAUCAGUUUUACGAGGAAUCUCAAAAGGUUCGCGAAUAAUCUUGUAAAAAUUUCAAUGUUUCCCGAAAUUCCAGAUUGUCGCCGAACGAAUCGCCGCUAAACUGUCCACUUUGCAACCGAAACAGGAGAAAAUGGACACACAAUAA
This is a messenger RNA of Caenorhabditis sp. 36 PRJEB53466, 2462 nucleotides long. Lineage: Eukaryota; Metazoa; Nematoda; Chromadorea; Rhabditida; Rhabditidae. The record is from the annotation of a GenBank genome assembly.